Messenger RNA from Pseudoliparis swirei, 5351 nucleotides. It is a transcript of the gene amh, whose product is annotated as anti-Mullerian hormone. The record is from RefSeq and is a predicted model, not a curated record. Gene Ontology annotation, molecular function: growth factor activity. NCBI's taxonomy places the organism in Eukaryota, Metazoa, Chordata, Actinopteri, Perciformes, Liparidae. The transcript has 6 exons. Gene Ontology annotation, biological process: gonad development. Bases 2513 to 4345 code for a protein of 610 amino acids.
AAUUAAUAUAUAAAUAAUAUAUCUGCAAUGCAGAUGUUUGAUUAUGAUCAAAAUGAGUAUUUCAACCACAUGUGUUAUAUCCGCAGACAUUUAAUUAAUUAAAGUUAAUAAAUACUGCUGCGUUUGUGCUUUUCCACAAAUAACUAAAUUACUUAGUGGCUCGACAGGAUGUUUGAUGAAAAAAAAAAGUUAUUUCAUAAAUGAAUGAAUCAAGCGACUAAGUACGAUUAAAAGCGCUAUAGAAAUUGUAUGUAUUAUUACCUUCGCAUUGAAAAUGCGGAAGGUUAUGUUUUGAUCGCCAUUUAUUUGUAUGCGUGUUAUUCGCAUUACAAAAAAAGAUUUAAACCGAAUCGCAUGAAAUUUGGUGGGAUGAUUGCUUAUUAUCCGGGGACCAUUUGAUUAGAUUUUGGGAUCAAUCGGGUCAAGGUCAUGGAAAGGUCAAAAUCUUCUUUUUACCAUAGCAUGGUAAAUUUUUAUCCAAUUGGCAUGCAACUAAUGCCAACAUGUUCAUAAUUCAAUGCCAAUCUUGUGAUAUGCGAAGGUAUGCGCUCUACCGAGUGCCCAUUGUAGUUAUUAUUAUUGUUAAAUGUGUAUUAAUUAAAACGCUCUCGAGCGCGAGCCCCGGUUCCCACCGGGCGGACUCCUCCCCUCCUCCCGUAGCCGUCAGGAGGACGCGGAUACCCGCCAAGAAAUGCGCUCGACGAGUCCCCGCGUAGAUAACGGCGGAGCCGCCAUUAGGACAAUAAUGAACCGGUCUUGUCAUUCCGCACUUGAGGUUUUUUUUUUUGCGAUGUUCCAGGCCGAGCCUUGGCGUUAUCUCCCGGGACCGCGCGGAGACCUUGACCGUGUGCAAAAACAAGAGCGCAGCUGCGCGAGCGGCGGUGGGAGUGACGGCGCUUUGAAGGGAAGCAGAUGUCACGUCUGCGUUCCUCUCUGGGGAGCCGGACUUUGUUCUCCGGUCCUCCCGCCGAGAGCAAAGACACUCGACACAGGCAUGAGGGAGACCUGUGGAGAGAUGUAUCGUAUCCAUGCAUUUAUAAAUGCUGCACGGCUCGCCAGCAGCGAGGGAACUACAGGAAUGUUGCUGUUUUCAAAAAACCGGAAGUUGUCUCAGUCCUUUGAUGAAAAAACAAGUGGGAUUUUUUUUCCCAUUAGAUUAUCCCAGAAAAUAAUCAAACAUUGCACAACACGGUUUUUUUUAUCCAGCAGGAUAACUAUAUAAACAAUUUGAUGAUUUUUUUUUAUGAACGUCAGAAAAAAGCUAACGUCGGGCUUUAAGUGAGCGCGAGGUUACGCGACGAGGCCGCGAAGGUUGGACGUGACUUUCUCACGUUGCUUCUUGUUUUUGAGGCGCACAAACACACCAGAGGGGUAUUUAAUGACGUAUUUUAUGUCAUAUAACAAAACAUUUAGUUUUGUUCUUAAGCUUACGUUGAGUACAGAAUUUACUGAACAUUUUUAAAACCCAUUGACUGCAAGACAAGGGAACAGGAAGUGCCACAUUACUCCUAAAUAGACUAAUAACUCGAGUUAUGUUUGGGAAAUUCUCAUUGUGUCUUUUUUAUGUCUGAGUUAGCAACCUGUUGCUUAGCUGAAGUUGCUGUUACACAAUCCGCCUGCCAGCACCUCCAACGCUCACUAAUUAAAAUGUUAUUCCUUAUUUGUUUAACUAAAAAAUGUAUCGUUUCAUACAAAAUACUGAAUUGUAAGAAUAAAAGGCCCUCGCAGGGCCACAGUUACUUUCUGAAGUCCUCCCAGUGCUUCAGAAACCAAGGUUUCGUAGCGCCCUCACACCGGAGAAAGUUGUUAAUAGAAAGCUGCAUCUUUUUAUUUUAUUCCAAAUAGCAAGAUGGCAUUAUGCGUGUUUUAUUGGUCAAUCCAUGGUGAGCUUUAGACGUGCCGGGAGUCCAACGUUGUUGGAGCCAAGCUAGCUGCUUCCCCUUUUCCGGUCUUUAUGCCAAGCCAACUGUCAAAUUAAGUACUUCAUAAUCUUCUCAUAACUGGCAACAAAGCAGUCUUAAGCUCUACGUUUUCUGUGAUACGAUCUUGUAUAGUUUUUCUUUUUGCAUUUAUACUGUGUCAAUUGCAGUACAAGGACAAUAUUCCAUAUUUAGUUUUUAAUUCCCAGUCUGUUAUUUCUUUACUCGGCUGUUGUAACUCAUUCCAACAUGUAACCAUGAAUGAAUAAAAACACCUUAUCUCCUUUGCCUUCAACAGUGAGCCGUUCAUGAGAAAGUUACCAGGAAUGCACUCUAUCCUCCCUUGAUAUGUGUCCUCAUCACCUCCAUUAGUCUUAGCAUACAGACAGGGAGGUUCAGCGUGUGCCUUUUUUAUUUGCCUUUCAUUCUCUUGAGUUAUCUGACUUCGACUGGCUUUCUUAGAGCUCGAAAAGAAAAAAAGCACAUUUCUGCGAAGCGAAACAACUCUAAUAGAAUCCAGCUUCAUCAAGGACACCUGAUAUUUUCCCCCCGUUAGUGAGAAAGGAAGGUGGGAGGAUAGAACUCCCUUCCUCAUGAGCUUGACCCAUUCAAAACGAGAGACUGAGAAAGGUCCGACCACACAUGCACCCGCGCCGCCGGUGAAGGAUGUUGCGUUUGGAUUUCUUCCGCUGCGGAGCGCUGACGCUCUGCUGCGCCGGGCUCUGCGGGGCCCUGCUGAUCCCGGCCCUCGAUCCCACGGAGACAGGUCUGGAAGUCUGUGCAUUCAUAUUUCAUCUGUUUAUUCUGUGUGUUUUGGAUUCUAUGCAUGUGCUUCUACAGCGUUCAUCUGUUUUUAUGUCACUUUAUGUUGCGCAAUUCAAUUCACUUUAUGUUGGACAGAAGAGAAACGUAAUUUCAAUCUUCUGUAUGUUUGCACACGUGAAAAAUUGACAAAUAAAACUGACUUUGACUUUUUCACCUUCCCAUCAACAGAGGCCUCGUCGGCCUCCACAGUCGCGGCGUGCGUCGUGGACGAUGUUUUCACGGUGUUGCGGGACGCCGUCGGGCGCGACGGGGAACUCCUGAACGGCAUUUUGUCUCAGUUCGGGAUCUGCGGCGCGUCCGGCAGCUCGUCCGGCUCGGCCUUGUUGGAGCUCUCGAAGGAAACCAACGGAAACCAGAGGCACGGACUGGAGGCGCUGCACUCGACCGGAGUGCUCUCGGCAGAGGAAGGCGAGAGAGGAACGCUCACGUUGACCUUUGACCUCCCGCCGUCUCCGUUGCUCGCGCUGAGCCCUGCGCUGCUCCUGGCGUUUGAAACCCCCCCCACGGGAGAAAUCCCCGACGUAACUUUCACCAGUCAGUCGCUGCAUCCUCACGCACAGACGGCGUGCAUCUUAGGAGGAACGCGGUACGUCCUGCUGACGGCAAAGGCAGCAGAGGGAAACGUUCACCGGGGAUGGAGGAUUUCCGUUGGCACGAAAUCCCCCGAUAUGAGCCAAAGCCUCAAAGACAUCCUGAUUGGUGGAAAAUCAGGAAGUAACGUCAGCGUGGUUCCGCUUCUGCUUUUCUUCGGGGAGAGAGGACCUGAAACAAGAUAUCCGUAUAGUUCACCCGUGACCUCGUCCCAGACCUCCUUCCUCUGUGAGCUGAAGCGGUUCCUGGGUGACGUCCUGCCCCAGGACCCCCGUGAGUCCUCUCGGCUCCUGCGGGAAUCCUUGCAGUCCCUGCCUCCCCUGACGCUGGGUUUAUCCUCCAGCGACGCCAUGCUGGCGGGACUGAUCAACUCCUCCUCCAUCACCAUCUUCUCCUUCAGCAGCUGGAGCUCCGUGUCUCCGGUGCAGCGCGGAGAGUUGGCCUUCUCUCCGGCGCUGCUGGAGGAGCUCAAGCAGAGGUUGGAGCAGACCGCGGGGACGAUUACGACCGUCAUACGGGAGGAGCGUGUGGGCCCGAGGGCCGCGGAGAGGCUGAGGAGGCUCCGGGACCUCAGUGCGUUCCCGGCGGAGGACCCGGCAGCAGGAGAGAGCCAGUACCGUGCAUUCCUUCUGCUGAAGGCCCUGCAGACGGUGGCCCGAGCCUACUCGGUGCCGAGAGGACCGCGGGCCACCAGAGCGGGUCAGGGCCCCCCGGCGAGGCCCAACAUAUGCGGGCUGAAGAGCCUCACCGUGUCCCUGGAUCAGCGCCUCGGCCUCCCCAACACGGUCAACAUCAACAACUGCCACGGCUCGUGCGCUUUCCCCAUGAUCAAUGGCAACAACCACGCCGUCCUGCUCAACUUCCACGUGGAGGAGGCCAACGGGGAGGAGCGGGCGCCGUGCUGCGUGCCCGUGGCCUACGAUACCCUGGAGGUGGUGGACUUGAACGAACACGGGACCUACAUCUCCAUCAAGCCCGAUAUGGUGGCCAAGGAGUGUGGAUGCCGCUGAAGCGGGUGGAGUGGUAUUUUACAGAUGACACUGAAACUUGUGUCACGCAAUUUUUACUGGCAUAUAUUUAUUCACACAGUAUCAACGCACUGGUAGUAUGUACACGUGUUCAUUCACAGAGGUCUCUUUUGGCCAUAUAUACACGACCGUUCAAAAGUUUGGGGUCACUUAGAAAUGUCUUUAUUUUUCAAAGAAAAGCGCUGUUUUUUCAAUCAAGAUAACAAUCAAAAAUACACACUCUACAUUGUUCAUGUGGUAAAUGACUAUUCUAGGUGGAAACGUCUGGUUUCUAAUGAAAUAUCUCCAGGUGUAUAAAGGCCCAUUUCCAUCAACUAUCACUCCAGUGUUCUAAUGGUACAUUGUGUUUGCUAAUCGCCUUAGAAGACUAAUAUCUGAUUAGAAAACCCUUGUGCAAUUAUGCUAGCACAGCUGAAAACAGUUAUGCUGGUGAUAUAAGCUAUACAACUGGCCUUCCUUUGAGCUUGAAGUUUGAAGAACAAAAUUAAUACUUCAAAUAUUAAUCAUUAUUUCUAACCUUGUCAAUGUCUUGACUAUAUUUUCUAUUCAGUUUUCAAUUCAUUUGAUAAAUAAAAGUGAGUUUUCAUGGAAGACACGAAAUUGUCUGGAUGACCCCAAACUUUUGAACGGUUGUGUAUAUAUAUAUAUCUGUGUAUAUAUAUAUAUGUGUGUAUGCACACUGAAGAAUAUAUUCACGUUUAUUUUGUUCGUACUAAUCUUUUUUUUAAUUCUUUUAUUUGAAUGAAAAGCCAUGCAUAAGAGUGCUUUGAUUAAGAUUCCAUCAUCUAAUUAUUGUUUCAAAAUCGUUAAUUGAAAGUGACAUUUCUGAAUGAGUAGAUUUGAUUAAAUGAUUUCACAUGUGUAUUAAAUGUGGUAAACGUUUCUAAAUAACAACUGACAAAUUACAUGCUCUAGAUAUACAAACUAAUAUAGAUUAAUAAACUUAACACUCUGUAUUUGUAUAUUAUUAAAUGAAAAGGACAUGAAA